GUUCCGAACCUUGGCCUUGAGCCUUGAUCUGCAAGCGAACCCAAGACAGCCUGCGUCAUCAGCUUGGUCGACUGCAGGCGGCAGUCGUGGCGCGGAUGAGACAGCGAGGUCCUCAACGCUCUCGUUAUGGGCAGGGUUCACAUGAUGAGGGAUGACAACAUGGUCUGAUCCUGAAAAGGGGGCUGAGAGAGUAGAGUGAUGUGAUGAUUUAUUAACUCUCCGCCGCCCUGGUCCUCGAGGGCGAUAUCCCAACAUACACUUCUCUCCAACGCUACGGCUCAAUCAAUAAGAUUACCAGUGCUGUUUACCUCCACAUUGCAUUCACGUCAAUCGAAUUCAGAUCUGAGUCUUCCAACGCAUACAAACCCUGCAACAUGACGGAAUAUAAACUCAACAUCAGGAUCGACAAGAACUGCGUCACCAAAUUCAAAACCAGCGGUCACAAGAUAUGCCUCGCCUUUGGCUUUGACACCACCGCCAGGCCCGGUUCCACCAAGUUCAACGUUAUCGGCUACUCGUCCGUCUGUGCGCGGAACCUGAUGGUGACGUGGAAGGACGACUACUCGAUCGCAGCCAGCAGCAGUGCGUUUGCGAGCGGAGUCCGCUUCGACGUGGCGACGCUGCCACAGCCCAUCUCGUCCGGGGAGACCUGGAUCCUGCCUCCAGACUGGAGCGACGGCACCUCCACCCCGGACCCGGAUGUCUCGGAUGACGACAUCCUGUUCGUCAACGAGGCGUCCUCGGCGUCUGCCGUCGUGUAUAAGACCGUCAACGGCGUCGAGGCCCCCGUGUACGUCAGCCACUUCGGGCCCUUGCCGCCUGGCCGGGAGGCCUUGACGCCCCGGCUGCAGGCCGCCGUCUGGUUCCAGAUGGGCGCCGAGACCGGGGCCAUGAUCGACGGGCACGACACGCCCAUUCACGUCAUUGACUUUACCAAGGAGAACUUCCACGAGGUCGCGUACGGGCCCUCGGGCUCGUGGGCGGUGGUGGAGUAGAUUCGAGAAGGGGUAAAUUGCACUGGGUUGGCGUUUCUGAGCGUCGGAAUGAAGACCAAGUCAUUGUGGCUGUGGAGUUUUGUUUUUUUUCCCCUUUUUGAAGCGGUUUCGUCUCGUAUAGCAUUGGCAUGUCCCUAGAAAGAUUCAUAUCCUGAGACGUCAUUCCUCUCAGCCACUCAACCUCAC
Messenger RNA from Colletotrichum destructivum, 1181 nucleotides. RefSeq lists its product as uncharacterized. The record is from RefSeq and is a predicted model, not a curated record. Lineage: Eukaryota; Fungi; Ascomycota; Sordariomycetes; Glomerellales; Glomerellaceae. Bases 375 to 995 code for a protein of 206 amino acids. The transcript is spliced from 3 exons.